ACGCAAUAGGGGGUGAUCUACAGGCUACCCCUCUGCAAUGGGCCGCACGCAAUGGAUACCUCUACAUCGUGCAACUGCUCAUAUCCCACAAUGCUGAUCCAACCAUCGCUGACACCCAAGGCUACAACUCCCUCCACCUCGUGACACACUCAUCAUCAGUAAUGCCACUCCUUUACUUACUGCAUCAACCUGUGAACGUCGAUUCUCGUGACUUACAAGGUCAUACGUCAUUGAUGUGGGCUGCGUAUCAAGGCGAUGCACUGUCCGUGGAUCUUCUGCUUAAGCACGGCGCGAAUCCCAACUUGAAAGAUGAUGUUGGACUUACCCCCUUACACUGGGCUGUGGUCCGAGGCAAUCGAGUUAUUCUCCGGCGCCUCAUCGAAAUGGGCGCAGACAUGCACGCAAAAGAUGUUGAGGGCCGUACACCAAGAGACAUGGCUGUUGAAUUAAAGAGCCUAGGCGCGUGGAAGAGAGCCAUGGAAGAGGGUGGCAUGACGGAACAUGGUGUGGUCAAAGCGAAACCAUUGAACGAGCGCAAUAGCAAAUUUGCCACCUUCAUCUUACCUUCCUUGUUUCUAUAUUUCAUUUUCACAACGCUUGCCAUUCUGCCGUGGUAUACCGGCAUUAUACUCGCCAUGGCAAAGAAACCCCUACGGUCAAAACAUUGUCGGAUUUGUGAUCGAUGUGUAGCGCGAAGUGACCACCAUUGUCCAUGGGUCUGGAACUGUGUCGGAGCAAAUAACCACAGGCAGUUUUUACUAUUUGUCUCGACACUAGUCAUCGACAUCGUGUUGUUUGAUUACCUUGUUUAUGAAUAUUUCUCGUCGGUAUCAUUACCAGAAUCCGUUGACUGCUCCAUAAUCCUCUGCGAGCCAGCAUUGAAGGAUGCAUUCCUUCUUUGUGUCUCACUAUGGUCAGCACUGCAACUGACGUGGACUUCCGUACUUCUCGUGACACAGUACUGGCAAGUGACUAGACAGCUAACAACGUUCGAGGUCUCCAAUCUCGGGCGUUUCGGCUUCAUGGGCGGUCGCGGCACCCUUGCUGCUGGCAGUGGAGGCGCCGGUAUUCAGAUGGGACAUCGGCACCAUCAUGGCGCUCACCAGCAGAAUGCCGACACCGACAGCGAAGCAGAGGGUGGUGCUCACAAACAGGCACAUAACCAUACUUUUUGCGGGACCCUCACUGCGCCCGGUACAUGUACCGCCUUCCUACUCAACCUCCUCGGCCUCGACCGGUUCACCCGUGGACGUGCCGCACGCGGACUCACCUCGCAUGCACGCAAUCCAUUUGACUUCGGAGCUGUACGGAACUGCAGGGACUUCUGGAGUAUGGGCAAGGAACUUGGCGUGGAGUAUGGCCAGGUGUAUGAUGUGCCCUUGGAAGGUUUCGACGAGGCCAAGAAACGGAAGGAAGCGGAACGGGGCGACCUUGAGCACGAUCACGAAGGCCCCAGCAGCAGCAGGAGUAAAAGUCUACUUGGCAAGCUCAGUAUGCGGAUGGGUAUGGGCUCCAGUCGGAGAGGCUAUGAACCCCUGAAUCAGGUCUAGCGUAUGUGAUUCUCUUGGGACGAUGAACUAUUUAUUCUGUUUAAUGUACAUGUGGAUAUUGCACUGUUACAGGUACGUACAGUGUCCAGAAUAUAAGCAUUAGUAUCCUCAGUUAUUGCCAUUCGAC
Suillus subaureus is the source of this 1677-nucleotide messenger RNA. RefSeq names its product DHHC palmitoyltransferase-domain-containing protein. The transcript has 6 exons. Gene Ontology annotation, cellular component: Golgi membrane. Gene Ontology annotation, molecular function: protein binding; palmitoyltransferase activity. Lineage: Eukaryota; Fungi; Basidiomycota; Agaricomycetes; Boletales; Suillaceae. Bases 162 to 1550 code for a protein of 462 amino acids. Gene Ontology annotation, biological process: protein palmitoylation. The record is from RefSeq and is a predicted model, not a curated record.